Molecule: messenger RNA, 3030 nt
Organism: Arxiozyma heterogenica
Lineage: Eukaryota; Fungi; Ascomycota; Saccharomycetes; Saccharomycetales; Saccharomycetaceae
Gene: DCP2
Product: decapping enzyme complex catalytic subunit
Exons: 1
Coding region: 1-3030 (1009 amino acids)
Biological process (GO): deadenylation-dependent decapping of nuclear-transcribed mRNA; nuclear-transcribed mRNA catabolic process, nonsense-mediated decay
Cellular component (GO): cytoplasm; P-body
Molecular function (GO): 5'-(N(7)-methylguanosine 5'-triphospho)-[mRNA] hydrolase activity; manganese ion binding; RNA binding
Source: RefSeq, a predicted model, not a curated record
AUGUCGUUACCUUUAAGGAAUGCAUUAGAAAAUGUGUCAUCCCUAGACAGGGUACUUGAAGACUUAUUAGUACGUUUUAUUAUUAAUUGUCCCUCAGAGGAUUUAUCCAGUGUAGAGAGGGAACUAUUUCAUUUUGAAGAAGCCUCAUGGUUUUAUACAGAUUUUAUAAAAUUAAUGAACCAAAAUUUACCGACUUUGAAGAUUAAAUCUUUGUCACAAUUAAUAAUCAAAAUUUGUCCAUUGAUAUGGAAAUGGGAUAUUAAAGCAGAUGAAGCUUUGGCAAAAUUCUCUAGAUAUAAAAAAACAAUCCCCGUUAGAGGUGCAGCUAUAUUUAAUGAGGAUCUUAAUAAAAUCCUAUUGGUUAAAGGCACAGAAUCGGACUCCUGGUCCUUCCCAAGAGGCAAAAUAUCUAAAGAUGAAGACGAUGAACAAUGUUGUAUACGUGAGGUUAAAGAGGAGAUUGGUUUUGAUCUGACUGAUUAUAUAGAUGAAAAUCAAUUCAUUGAAAGAAAUAUCUCCGCCAAAAAUUAUAAGAUUUAUUUAAUCAAAGAUGUACCUGAAGAUUUCUUCUUCCAACCGCAAGUUAGAAAUGAAAUUGAAAAGAUUAAAUGGUUCGAUUUCAAAACCGUUACUAAAAAUAUUUAUAAAAGUAAUAAUAAUGGAUCCUUCAAAUACUACUUAAUUAAUUCAAUGAUUAGGCCUAUCUCCAUGUGGGUGAAACAUCAAAAACAAGUGAAAAAUGAGGAUCAAUUGAAACAAUAUGCUGAAGAACAAUUGAAGCUCUUAUUAGGUAUCACAAAGGAGGAAACAAUCGAUCCAGGUAGAGAUCUAUUAAAUAUGUUGCAUUCAGCGGUUCAAUCCACACAUAUCGAAAAUCAGCAAUCAUCGAUAUCAACACCAGCAUUCUUACCUACACAGAAUUUACCCUUUUUAAAUAGUCAAAAUAAUAGUAAUGGUAAUGGAAAUAGUAACAACAUUUUUAACAAUCCAAUUUUAAAUAAUUCUAACAUCGGACAUUUACCAAUAAUCCAACAAACUCCUAUGUUUGUCAAUAUGAUGCCCCCAGUACGUACAACUGAACAAAGCACAAUCAGAUCUAUGGGAUUCCAGCCUUUUACACCAUUUGGGUUUACUAAUGGUUCGUUGCCAAAUGGCCUGCAAACACCAUUUGUAUUGCCAAACUCCGUUCAAGGUCCAAUGUUCCCAGUGAGUCAGGUUCCCUUGUCUCCAAGAAAUUUACCUCACCCACUAAAUGAAUCACAACCGAUCCAUAUUCCAUCUACGCCAAAUGUUCAAUCGUUAUCAAAACCAUCCUUAGUAACAUCUGAUGAUAAUCAAACAUCAAAUCACUUAAUGUCUAUGCUGCAAAACACUCAAAAAUCCGUAUCACAUCUAUCUUUACAGUCUUCUCCUUCAUCUCCAUCAACUAAGGACGUGAAACCAAAGAUGAGAAUUUUACAAAGAGGAGAAGAGUUGCCAUCUUCUGAAAAAGAUGUUUCUGAAACUCUAUCGAAGAAUAUACAUGGUCAAAACAUUGGUUCUAAACUGCCAUCUAGUGAAAUUUUACAAGCACAACAUAAUAAUGUUUCAAAUGAUGUAGAAUCUCAAAAUUUGUUAAGUUUAUUGAAAAAGCCUACUGCUAUUAACACUACUAGCCCUAUAGCAACUACUGCCACCGUUGGUAUGGUAAAGAGCCAUCAAUUGCAUAAUCAACCCAUAUCGUCGUCGUAUGAAGGUAUUCCUAGUGAAUCUGUUAAGGUACAUGCUAUCAAUUCAGACAAUAAUGAUGAUGAAUUCUUUGAAAAUCAUUCUUUUGAGGAAGAUGAACCAGAUAGUCUUCCUCCAAGUGUUUCUGUACCUCCAAUUAGAGGGCAAAAACCUUUAAAAAUAUCUGACAAUGACAAUGUACAUAGUGAAACUGAGGUAACUGAAGAGAAUUACAGUGAUUUUGAAGAUAGUACAGACUCUGAAGAUGAUGUAAACGCAUUCAGAACAGCAUAUGAAAGUGCCCCUAUUGAAUUACAAUCAGAGGAAGAAAGUGAGGAAUUAGAAAUAUUGAAUGAAAAUGAAAGUCCUUCAAAAGAAUCUCUUCCUGAUUCUAUUUUACAAGAGAAUAAUUUUGCAGGGGGAGAAAUUCCACAUAAAAAUGAAAAAAGUGAAAGUAUGGUCUCAGUUAAGGGAUUUAAUAUAAAUACUAGUAAUUCAAAUAUCAAUUCUUUGAAUAAUAAUAUUAAACCGAAAUUUAAAAUUUUAAAAAGAGGUGAAAAAUUGGAAGAUAUUGCAAAAAAUUCUUUGUCUUCUCCAUCUAUAAAUGAUCAUGUAACAAAUAAACAGCAACCUUCUGUAUCGACACAUGAAGCAAUAAAGACCCAUUUUGAACAACAGCAGCAACAACAACAACAAUAUACUAAGUUACAAGAAGAGCAAAGUCCUGAUCUUUUGGCAAUUCUAAAGAAUAGAUUUGACCUACCAAAUACAACACCACAAUCUGUGAGAAAAUCUUCAAUACAAAAAUCAGAAGAAACAAAUAAUGAAUUAUUAAAUCUACUUAAGAAAAAUUCUCAAGGUGUACAGGAAUUUUCAGAGGAUAAAGCAAUAGAUUUGAAUUCGAAUAAUCAAGUAAAUAAUAAUAAUACAAUGAUCCAAAGUACUUUUAUACAAGGAAAACAACCAGAUGAUUUUGUUUUUUUUAAUAAUCAGAGAUAUGCGCCAAGUGAGGUUAACACUAAUCAACAAGCUACUGUUUCUUCAGGUGGAGACUUAUUAAGAAUGUUGCAAAGUAAGUCAAAUAAAAGUAACCAAGGUACACCGGAAAUAUCUAAUAAUACUUCUUUGAAUUCUCAAAGUUCCCACCCAGUUUCUCAAAUAAGCCCACAGUCUGCACCUUCUUUAUUAAAUGAGUCAGCAGCAUUACUAAGUAUGUUAAAGAAUCCAUCUCGUUCUACACCGCAACCACAACAGCAAUGUAGCAUGCCAGCUUUGAAGAAUUCAUCCCAGAAUUUCGAUAUAUUCCAUCAGGAGCAAUUAUAA